Salvia miltiorrhiza (redroot sage) is the source of this 2724-nucleotide messenger RNA. RefSeq names its product probable starch synthase 4, chloroplastic/amyloplastic. The coding region runs from base 617 to 2485 and encodes 622 amino acids. Lineage: Eukaryota; Viridiplantae; Streptophyta; Magnoliopsida; Lamiales; Lamiaceae. The transcript has 21 exons. The record is from RefSeq and is a predicted model, not a curated record.
UAGAUUACACAGUCCCGUCGAUUUCCCCUUCACUUUCUACCCUCAUCUUGCUGCUCGGGAUUUCGUCCAUCCUCAACGGCGCGUGGGUUCGUGGGAGCCAUCCUCUGAGCUCCGUCGAGUCUUUGCGUCUCACAGCACCCUCGCUCGCCGACGUGAAGCAAAAGAUAGAAAUUCAUGAUUUGUGGUCGAAAAUGUGAAGCAAACAAUACUGUUAGAAAUAAGCUCUAAAGGUGAAAUAUUUUAGCGCCAUUUUUAGACUGAAACCCAGUUUGACAGAGAAGAUUUGCUGAUUGAAGCAUAAAGGUGAAAUAUUUUAAUGAAUCUUUCCAGCCGCCAAAACCCACUCUAAAUAUAUACAACUGCUUCCACAAAUGGAUAUUCUUGUCGCUGCUUCGCAUCCAAGAUUUCCUUUUCCCCCACACAUUACUAAAACACACCGAAAAUCUGCGAUGCCUCAAUUCCUCAAUUGCUCAAGUGUGGUUUCGUUCUAUACUACUGCGGAUUGUGGUAUCUACUGACUGUUUGAUGAGAGUAGCCGAACACUGGAGAGAGCAACGGCUUGUCUAGAGCUCCUGUCCCGAGGGAGUUGGGAAGCCCUGAUGAUUUGGAGAACGAUAUGAAAUCUAUUAGUAUUGAAAAAGAAGAUAAGAAGCAGAAUGACAUUUGGCAACUGUAUGAAGAAGCUCAACAAAAUAUCCUGUACUUGAACAAACAGCGUCUACUGGCCAUGGAAGAGCUCGAGAGGGUAAAGAAUGAAAGGAACUCAUUGCUUGAUAGGAUAGAGCAAUUGGAGAUGAAAAAGAAGGCAACUGCUAGAAAAGAUAUAUUUACGAUCAGAUCAGAGUUACUUAACAGAAUAGAUGCUUUAGUCCUCAGUGGAAUAAUUGGCAGUACGGAGGCGUCUUCUUUAAGAAGACUAGUCAUUGAUUCAAGGGUUGAUUUGGCUGAUGAUGUAUAUGACAUUAUUCUCAAGAACGAUGCUGAAUUUCUGGCUGAGCUGCGUCGUUUUUCAAAGACAACCAAAGGGAAUGGGUUCCACAUAAUACACAUUUGUACAGAAAUGUCACCUGUGGUUUCUGUUGGAUCUUUGGCACCAUACAUUACCGGCUUAUCUUGUGCUCUACAAAGGAAGGGAAAUCUUGUUGAGGUUAUUUUGCCCAAGUAUGCCUGCUUGAACCUAGAUGAAGUUCAUGGCUUACGAGAAGUUGAAGCAGAAUUCUACUCAUAUUUCAAUGGUCAAUUGCAUGGAAACAAAAUCUGGACUGGGAUUGUCUACGGCAUUGGAGUUACCUUCAUAGAUCCCAUCUAUUAUUCAUCACUUUUUAGCCACGAUAAAGUAUAUGGUUACUCAAAUGACUUUGAGAGGUUCACCUAUUUCUCUCGUGCUUCACUGGACUAUCUAGUUAAAUCAGGAAAGCGGCCAGAUGUGCUUCAUAUACACAAUUGGCAAACAUCUAUUGUUGGACCUCUUUUCUGGGAUGUUUUUGUCAAUCAGGGUUUUGAAAAUACUAGGAUAGUAUUGACGUGCCAGGGUUUUGAUUCCCAGUCCCUUGAACAACCUGAAAAGGUGGCAUUGUGUGGGCUCGAUCCUUCUAUAUUGCUUCGGCCUGAUCGCCUGCAAGAUAACAACAAAUCCCAUCUUGUCAAUGUAUUAAAGGGUGGAGUUGUUUACUCUAAUAAAGUAAUAAUAAUGUCCUCUGUGCACACAAAAGGCCAGAUUAUUAGUGCGUUGGGACAUGGAUUGGAACCCACCUUGGCUACACACAAGGAAAAGUUGGUGAUUGCUCCUUCUGGAUUUGAUAAAACAACUUGGGAUCCUUCACGUGACAAUUUUCUUCCACAAUGCUACAGUGCAGAUGACAUGAAGGGGAAAUCGAUGUGCAAAUUUGCGUUGCAGCGACAUCUGGGUUUAGAAGAAGGAGCAUCCAACAUACUUGUUGGAUGCAUUUACUCAGGCAUUUCAGAUGACCUUGACAAGCUAAAAAAACUUUGUUAUAUGGCUUCCAGCAAGGGAGUUCAGUUCAUUUUCAUGAGAUAUGGCCAAAUUUCUGGCAUGACGACAUCAUUUGAGAUUUUUCAGGAUGAGGCGAAGGACAAACAUGUGAGAUUCAUUGACAAAUAUGAUGAAGAACUAUCACAUUUGAUAAUUUCAGGAUGCGACAUAAUGCUUUGUCCAUCUCUCGAUGAUCAUCUGCUUCAAGUGCCCCUGAAGGCCGUAAGAUAUGGAACGGCUCCUAUUCCUGUGAAUUUUCCUGACAGCAGAUUCAGGGACUUUGGGAAUGAUAGUGGCGAAAGAAGUGGAUUCUUACAGUAUAUCAACUCUUCAUUCGGAAAUAUGCCUCUAGGACAAGCAAUCGAUGAAAUCAGGAACAGUCCAUGGGAGUGGAAUAGAAGGAUAAAAGAUGGGAUGGGAAAGGAUUUUUCAUGGGAUUCAGAGUGCGUGGAGGUGCAUAUUUCUGCAUACCAAGUGGUGAAGAAAUUAUAACAGGUAUGUCGUCUAUGGUAAUUGUUGAUGGAUAGAAGCAAAACAGAUUUUAGAGCUGUGUAGAUAUGAAAGGAGGAGGAAGAGACAAGUAGAUGCUGGUGGCUCUCAAAUCUUGCAGUGUAGCCAAAUUUCCAACUUAUAUAGUAACUCAACACUGGGAUCUCUCUGCAUAAUCUAUUGAAAAAAUAAUAGUUUUGGCUGAAUAUCUUUUUCCACCUAAAUCUCACGUUAUAAUUUUA